AUGGGAAGGGGAAGAGUAGAGCUCAAGAGGAUAGAGAACAAAAUCAACCGACAAGUAACGUUUGCAAAACGUAGGAACGGUUUGUUGAAGAAAGCUUAUGAAUUGUCUGUUCUUUGUGAUGCUGAGGUGGCUCUCAUCAUCUUCUCCAACCGUGGCAAGCUCUAUGAGUUUUGCAGCUCCUCAAGCAUGAUCAAGACACUGGAACGGUACCAGAAAUGUAGUUAUGGUUCAAUUGAAGUCAACAACAAACCUGCCAAAGAACUUGAGAAUAGCUACAGAGAGUACCUGAAGCUUAAGGGUAGGUAUGAGAGUCUUCAGCGCCAACAAAGGAAUCUUCUUGGGGAGGAUUUAGGACCUCUAAACUCAAAGGAACUAGAGCAGCUUGAGCGUCAACUAGAUGGCUCUCUCAAGCAAGUUCGCUCCAUCAAGACACAAUACAUGCUUGAUCAGCUCUCUGAUCUUCAAAGCAAAGAGCAAAUGUUGCUUGAAACCAAUAGAGCUUUGGCAAUGAAGCUGGAUGAUAUGAUUGGUGUGAGAAGUCAUCAUAUGGGAGGAGGAUGGGAAGGCAAUGAACAGAAUGUUUCGUACGAGCAUCAUCAAGGUCAGCCUCAAGGACUAUUCCAGCCUCUUCAGUGCAAUCCUACUCUGCAGAUGGGGUAUGACAAUCCAGUAUGCUCGGAGCAGAUGACUGCAACAACACAAGCUCAGGCGCAGCCAGGAAACGGUUACAUCCCAGGCUGGAUGCUCUGA
This is a messenger RNA of Eruca vesicaria subsp. sativa (arugula), 750 nucleotides long. The record is from the annotation of a GenBank genome assembly. NCBI's taxonomy places the organism in Eukaryota, Viridiplantae, Streptophyta, Magnoliopsida, Brassicales, Brassicaceae.